Messenger RNA from Camellia sinensis, 4401 nucleotides. RefSeq lists its product as uncharacterized. Gene Ontology annotation, molecular function: protein binding. The record is from RefSeq and is a predicted model, not a curated record. NCBI's taxonomy places the organism in Eukaryota, Viridiplantae, Streptophyta, Magnoliopsida, Ericales, Theaceae.
UAUAAAAUCGAAAUUAUUCCACGGAAUGACUGAAAAACACCAAAUCAUAGUGAGUAAAAUGCUGGACAAAUCCUACAGUCACCGUGCAUCUGAAAUACCAAAAAACAUGGCAACUCUCUUCCGAUCCCAUCGUCACCACCACCGCAUCAAAACCAUCUCUAUCGCCGCUCGAUCUCUCUCCUCCGCCGCCGACCCCUUCCUCGCCCACCCAUCCCACCACCACCUCUCCGCCGUGAAAUCCAAAACCCACCUCCUCAAAUCCUACAGAGUCACACCACCAAUCAAACCCUGGCCCAAACACCUCUCCCCCAAACGCCUCAUCUCCAUCAUCUCCCGCCAACAAAACCUCGAUCUCUCCCUCCAAAUUUUUCACCACGCCUCCAACUACCACCCCAACUUCCACCACACCUACGACACCUUCCAGUCCAUCGUCCUCAAGCUCGCUCGGGCUCGCGCUUUCUCUCCCAUGGAAACCCUUCUCGAUCAACUUCACAAAUCCCAAAUCAAAUGCAGCGAAAGCCUCUUCAUCACCGUCAUUCGAAACUACGGCAUCGCUAGCCGAUCCAAACAAGCCCUUUUCACCUUCUUGCGAAUAAAAGAUUUCGGCGUCCAACCCUCUGUAAGAUCGCUCAAUACCCUCUUGAAUGCUUUGAUUCAGAAUCACCAGUACCAGUUGGUUCAUGCUUUGUUUAAGAAUUGUCGUAAAAAGUUUGGUAUUAUACCCAAUGUGUUUACUUGUAACAUUCUGAUAAAGGGUUUGUGUAAGAACAAUGAGGUUGAGAGUGCGAUUAGGGUUUUGGAUGAAAUGCCCAGCAUGGGAAUGGUACCGAAUGUUGUGACUUACACGACUGUAUUAGGUGGGUAUGUGUCGAGGGUCGAUAUGGUUAGUGCCAAGAAGGUGUUCGAUGAAAUUCUUGACAGAGGUUGGGUUCCUGAUGCCACGACGUAUACGAUUUUGAUGGAUGGGUUUUGUAAGCAGGGACGGUUGAUUGAUGCGGUGAAGGUUAUGGAUGAUAUGGAGGAGAAUGGUGUUGAACCGAAUGACGUGACUUACGGGGUCAUGAUCGAAGCUUAUUGUAAAGAAAAGAAACCCGGGGAAGCGCUCAAUUUGCUCGAUGAUAUGCUAAAGAAGAAAUAUGUACCGAGCUCAGCACUUUGUUGUAGGGUGAUUGAUGCUCUGUGUGAAGAAGGGAAGGUUGAAAAUGCAUGUGAUUUGUGGAAGAAGCUCUUGAAGAACAAUUGCACGCCUGAUAAUGCCAUAUCAAGCACUCUUAUACAUUGGCUUUGUAAGGAGGGGAAAAUUUGGGAAGCGAGGAAGUUAUUUGGCGAGUUUGAGAGGGAUUCGAUUCCUAGUGUAUUGACUUACAACAUGCUUAUUGCGGGAAUGUGUGAGAGAGGAGAGUUGCACGAGGCGGGGAGGUUGUGGGAUGACAUGGUGGAGAAGGGAUGUGUGCCCAAUGCUUUUACGUAUAACAUGUUGAUUAAGGGAUUUUGUAAAGUUGGUAAUCCGAGGGAGGGAAUUAGAGUUUUAGAGGAGAUGUUGGAAAAGGGGUGUUUGCCAAACAAGUCGACUUACUCUAUUUUGAUUGAAGGCCUCUGUGACUCGGGUAUGGAAUCAUAUGUUACCAAGGUGCUUUCCAUGGCUGCUUCAAGUGUUGAAAUUGAUACUGAUUCUUGGGGAGUUUUUAUAGGCAAGGUUGCUAGAAACCUAGACAGUAGAGGAAGCGUGCUCGAUAAAAUAUUGUUAGAGGCUGCUUCAUAGAAAUCAUUUAAUUGAGAUCAUAGUGUGUUACUAUACUAAUCAAAUUGAUAAUUGAAAAGUGUGAAUUGAAGCUUGUCGUGAUCAUAGAAUAAAGAUUCAAGAACUUUCUCUUCUGCGUCAAUCUGGAUUCUGAACCUGGAAAUCUGUGAUAUAUCCUUGGGAUAUUGGUUUUAGCUGCCUAUGACCAAUGAGUUAUAUUUAUGAGCAUCUAAAGAACAAUGGCAGCAAAUAGAAAUUUCUUGAGAAAGUUAUAGGAUUCAUGAGAGCAUGGUACGGAUUGGUGACUGAGCUGUUGGAACAGAGGGCUGCUUAAAGAGCAACUUGGGAAUAUGUUUAGAGAUUUGAAUUUUCAUAUCUCAGGCGAAAUCUUGGAUGUACAAACUUUCGGGGUUUAAUGGAUCUCCCACUGAUCAACUUCUCUUUCUGGAGACAAGAUGGACACUGCUAUUUUUAUGUCUGUGACUAUGGAUGCAUGGACAGUUCUGAUGAAGAAGGCUCUUCUAAAAAGAAGAGAAAGAACUAUUCUUGAUACUUGCAUACAUGCAAAGAGAAGCAUAGUCAGAGCAAAUCUAAAAUUCUUGACGCUCGAAACUGACUUCAACUGUGAGGUCUCUCAAAAUGUUAAAAUUCUUCAACCACCCUCCCACCCACUUUUCUCUAUUCUCUUGUUCAUGGCUUAUAGUCCAUGUUUGGUUUAUUAUUGGUAUGAACAGGAACAGAUACAGCUCAUAAAUUGAUCUUGAGUGUUAGUCUGAUUGGUUCACUUGUAUUUAAACACCCAUUUUGUCAAAUUAAAGCCAUCUUUUGACCUGUAUAUGUUUCACUUAUUGUCACCUCAUUAGCUAUUUUCAUGUUUGAAUCUAGUAAUUUAUGUGAGUAUUUGUCAUGAUAGAUGGAUCUGUAGAAUACAGGUCAUAUGGAAAUCUAGAACCAUAUAAAAGAGGCAAAGCAAUUUCGUGUCCCAACGCACCAUAUGGCUGAAGGUGACCUUCUAAACCUACACAAAUUACAUAGUUCAGUACACCUCAUUCAUUCCUGGAGCCACAUGGGCCUGCCAUCUACCGACCACAGCGUUGACGCUGUGCUACGUGAACAACUUGUACCCUCUCCCCCAAUCAAUGGAAGAUUGUUUUGUAGAGGAGCUGGGAUUAAAGUCACGGUGAUAACUGGCGAUAAUAAGUUGACUGCAGAGGCUAUUUGUAAGGAAAUUUGAUUGUUUUGUGAAAGUGAUGAUCUUAGGGGAAGCUUCACGGAUAAAGAAUUCAUGGCUCUUUCCUCUUCUGAGCAAAUUGAAAUUUUGUCUUAACCUGGAGGUAAAGUGUUCUCACGUGCGGAGCCUAGGCACAAGCAAGAAAUUGUAAGGAUGCUAAAGGAGACGGGAGAAAUUGUUGCAAUGACUGGUGAUGGUGUGAAUGAUGCACCUGCACUGAAACUUGCUGAUAUUGGAAUUGCCAUGCGGAUCACUGGCACAGAGGCUGCAAAAGAAGGUUCAGAUAUGGUUUUGGCAGAUGAUAGUUUUAACCCCAUUGUCUCUGCUGUGGCAGAGGGUUGCUCUAUUUAUAAUAACACGAAAGCUUUUAUCAGGUACAUGAUAUCGUCUAAUGUUGGGGAGGUUAUAUCCAUAUUCUUGACUGCUGCUUAAGGAAUUCCAGAAUGUAUGAUACCGGUGCAGCUUCUUUUGGUCAAUUUGGUUACUGAUGGCCCACCUGCCACAGCUCCGGGAUUCAACCCUGCUGACAUAGAUAUAAUGCGGAAACCACCAUGCAAAAGUGAUGAUGCGCUCAUUAACUCCUGGAUUCUGUUCCGGUACAUGGUAAUAGGUUCUUAUGUGGGCAUUGCAACGGUUGGCAUCUUCAUCUUGUGGUACACUUAGGCUCCGGUUCUGGUUAUAAAUCUUGUAAGUGACGGUCACUCACGCGUUGAAUUUUCUCAGCUUUGGAACUGGGGAGAAUGCUCAUCAUGGUGGUCAAAUUUCAUCGUGACUCCAUUCACAGUUGGUGGAGGCCGCGUGAUCACCUUUUCAAACCCUUGUGACUAUUUUACCAUUGGUAAAGUGAAGGCGAUGACUCUCUCACUUUCUGUCUUGGCGGCCAUUGAGAUGUUCAAUUCCCUAAACGCCCUUUCUGAAGACAAUAGCCUUGUCACAAUGCCACCUUGUAUGAACCCUUGGCUUCUUGUCGCCAUGUCAGUCAUGUUUGGGCUCCAUUGCCUAAUACUUCAUGUACCUUUCCUAGCUGAUGUGUUUGGUAUCGUUCCAUUGACUCUAAAUGAAUGGUUUCUGGUUUUCUUGGUUUCGGCACCUGUGAUUUUGAUCGAUGAAUAGCUCAAAUUUGUGGGGAGGAGGAGGAGGAGGAGGAGGAGGAAGAGAUGGAGAACCAAGGUGAAGAAGGCAUAAAAUGCCCUUCGGUUUACAUUUUGGCACAAAAGCAAGUUUCACACUGGAGGAGAGGGAUUAGAGGCAACGAUGUUGUGGAUGUGUUAAGAAUAUCAUUAGACAGUGUUUGUUUUUUCUAUUUAACAGUACCAUGUUCCAUAUAAGAAAGAUAUGCCAAUCCGUUCACAAAGAUUUUUUUGGGUAAGUCGUUCACAAAGAUUAGCUUAAAUGAAAAUGGGAAUUUAAAAUAUUGUUCAACUGUGUA